AUGCAACAGUGGAAUGGUGGUUUGCAUCCUCAAGGGGUUCCACAAGAAGCUGAAGGUGGUAGUUUCCGAGAUUUCUUCCGCAUGAAUCCUCCUGAAUUCCAUGGUGGGUUGAAUCCUGUGAAGGCUCAGGAGUGGAUAACCAGCAUGGAAAGGAUUUUUCAGAUAGUGCAUUGUAGUGAAGAGAAUAAGGUUGUGUUUUCUUCUCACAUGAUGAAAGGUACGACUGUGAGAUGUUCUUUGAGGACUCAGAAAGAGUUUGAGUUUCAACAGUUUAGGCAGGGUACUAUGACAGUAGCUGCGUAUGCUGAGAAGUUCGAAGAUAUGGCUGCUUAUUUUAGACAAGCUGCGUACGCACCAGAUGGGAGGCAAUACUAUGUGGCUGAGAACAGUUUGAAGAAAGUUCAAGAAGAAAGGGAUCGGUAUAGGAGUGGACAAAGAGACCAAGGAAGGCCAGGAAGCCAAUUCAGGCUUAGAUCUCAGGCUUUCAAAGGAAAACAGGUGCAACACGCAAGACCUAACCAUCCACCUCAAUGUCAAGUGUGUAAGAAGUCUCAUUUUGGAAGAUGUCCUGGAAGUGGAGUUAGGUGUUUUACUUGUCAGAGGGAGGGACACAUGUUUAGGGAAUGUCCUCAGAAUAAGAAUCAGAUGCAGGGGAGGAGCGUCGGUCGAGUUUAUACUUUGGAUGCAAGGAAGGCUAAGAGCAAAAAUGCCUUAAUUACUGGUACGUGUCUCGUCAAUGAAUAUCCUUGUUUUGUAUUGUUUAAUUGUGAGGCGACGCACUAUUUUGUAUCAAUUCAGUGCAUGAAGCGUCUUGGCUUGCAAGCAAUUCCCUUGUCUCCUCCUAUGGUGGUUACUACCGCCGUGGAUGAUGUGGUUCAGACACCAUUGAUUUGUGAAUAUUGUUCGCUCUCGCUGAAUGGUAGAGUUUUCCAGAUUGAUCUUAUUUGUUUACCAUUUAAGAAGGUUGAUGUGGUUUUGGGGAUGGAUUGGCUCUCUGCCAAUUCGGUGUUUAUUGGAUGCGAAGAGAAGUUGAUUAUCAUUCCAUAUAAUGAAUAA
Messenger RNA from Lathyrus oleraceus (garden pea), 1056 nucleotides. RefSeq lists its product as uncharacterized. Gene Ontology annotation, molecular function: nucleic acid binding; zinc ion binding. The transcript is spliced from 3 exons. The record is from RefSeq and is a predicted model, not a curated record. Lineage: Eukaryota; Viridiplantae; Streptophyta; Magnoliopsida; Fabales; Fabaceae. Bases 1 to 1056 code for a protein of 351 amino acids.